This is a messenger RNA of Sclerotinia trifoliorum, 2050 nucleotides long. NCBI's taxonomy places the organism in Eukaryota, Fungi, Ascomycota, Leotiomycetes, Helotiales, Sclerotiniaceae. The record is from the annotation of a GenBank genome assembly.
CCGGUGAAUUCUAAAUGCCCUUUAAUCCAUCCAUCACACUCCAUCCAUCCAUCCAUCCAUCCAUAACCCAUCGUUGGAUAGUGGACGUAGUACUAAUAUCACAAGGACAAUCCUUCCUUUUCCUUUUCCUUUUCCUUUUCCUUUUCCUUCUCACCAUCAAACAUUCUUGUUUCUUCCCAUUCUUCUACAAUUUGUUCAGCUGUUCAUUGAUCCUCUUGAAUUCUAUACUUUAUAAUUAAAUUGAUGUAAAGCACUAUUCGUUUAAAAUCGAUUAUCUUCUUUCUACAACUGAACGACCGCAACUCGAAAUUCAUUCACAAUCUCUAAACCUCCUUGGUUUUAAACAGACCCACAAUCCUCCAAAACAAAUCGAAAUACAAUACAGAUGUCUUCAAACGAAGCUGAAGGGGCAGGAGUAUCUGCGCAAAAUAAAGGAUCUUGGAGCGCUUUCCUUAAGUCGAUCGCUUCAUUCAACGGGGAUUUAUCUUCGUUGACAGCUCCACCAUUCAUUCUAUCAUCGACAUCGUUGACUGAAUUCUCUUCAUAUUGGGCAGAACAUCCCAAUCUAUUCGUCGCACCUGCCGCAGAGCAGGAUCCCCAAAAACGAGCACUUUUGGUCUUGAAGUGGUUCUUGAGUACAUUAAAACAACAAUAUGCGAGUCGAAGUGAUAAAUAUGGAAAUGAGAAGAAACCUUUAAACCCUUUCUUAGGAGAGUUGUUCCUUGGAAAGUGGGAGGAUUCUUGUGGAACCACCGAGCUUAUUUCUGAGCAGGUCAGGUAUGUUUUCUUCUACAUAUGAUUAAUCUGCCAUCUCUAAUGUUGCCUUUAGCCAUCAUCCACCUGCUACCGCAUAUCAAAUCUCCAACAAGAAACAUGGCGUAUAUUUACAAGGAUACAAUGCUCAAAAAGCUUCAUUCUCUCGAACCAUCAACGUUAAACAAAUCGGACAUGCACUUUUGAGUAUUCCUGCUUACGACGAAACCUAUCUCAUCAGUCUUCCAAACCUUCACAUUGAAGGUUUAAUCUUUGGUUCCCCAUUCGUCGAGCUCGAAGCCAAAUCUUACAUUACAAGUAGCUCAGGAUUUACCGCCAAGAUUGAUUAUAGUGGCAAAGGAUGGUUAUCUGGCAAGAAGAAUAGUUUCACCGCUACAUUAUAUCCCACUGGCAAAGAAAAGGACACUCUCUAUACCAUAACUGGACAAUGGACCAAACAAUUUGAGAUCAGAGAAGGUGGAAAGAAGAGUGAUCCGAUAGAUACUUAUGAUGCAGAUGCUACACCUACCACUCCACUCAUCGUUGCACCAAUCGAAGAACAAGAUCCAUUGGAGUCGCGGCGUGCCUGGUCCAAGGUCGCAGCUGGUAUCGCAGCAGGUGAUAUGGAUGCAACUAGUAACGAGAAGACCAAAAUUGAAGUUUUUCAACGAGAACUUAGAAUAAAGGAGAAGAGUGAGGGUAGAACAUGGGAGAGAAGAUAUUUCACCAAGAUGGAAAAUUGUCCAAUCUUGCAAAAAUUGGCUCCAUGUAUCCAAUUAUCAGCAGACGAGGAUAAAACUGGUGGAAUUUGGAGAUUUGAUGAGACAAAGGCUUCCAAACAUGUCAAAUCGGAACAGACUCUACAACCUCAACAAAUAAAUGUACAAGUUCCGGUUGCUUAAUUGCAAAGUAUGAUGGAAAGGGUGUAUGAUGAACACGGCGGCUGCUUGAGCUAUUCUCGUCCACUUCAAGAUAUGAUGACGAGGUGAAUAAUGACGUAAUUAAGGAUUGGAUUGUUGGUGGAAUGAAUAUCUCGAAUUGAGAAUUGGUAUAUGUGUGGCUGCAGUCUUUUUUGGAUGGAGGGAGUGGAGGUGGUGGUUGUACUCGUGCUCAUCAUAGAUUCAUGGGGGAAGGAGGAAUCCUUUUAUACUACCUAUUAAGACUACUUACCAAGUAACGAAACGAGCUUUUUUAUUGAGUUUCAUGUAGAUGAGAGGAGAUGAGAUGUUAGGACAACAAUGAGAAUCGCAGAGUAAAUACAUACAUGAAAUUCAAUUGGAUUGUUUUAAAGGUGUUU